Molecule: messenger RNA, 1262 nt
Organism: Hordeum vulgare subsp. vulgare (domesticated barley)
Lineage: Eukaryota; Viridiplantae; Streptophyta; Magnoliopsida; Poales; Poaceae
Product: transcription repressor OFP8-like
Exons: 1
Coding region: 268-1017 (249 amino acids)
Biological process (GO): negative regulation of DNA-templated transcription
Source: RefSeq, a predicted model, not a curated record
ACGGUGCGUGGUUAAAUGCAGAUCAGCUUGUGCUUAGUUUUCGUCUGACCGUUUCACCAGCAUCGGAUUGCUUCCACGCAAAAACUAAUAUAGCCGUUUGACUUUGCAAGGCGGCCGGCUGCCUCGUUAUAAACCACGGUUUUUGCUCAUUUUUCUCUCCAUUCCAGUACACACCAGCAGCUCGUCCCACGAGCCGAGCCUCCACGCCGUGCACGCCCGCACCGCACCCUCCCAGCCGAACGGAGAAAGACAAGGCCCGAUCGAUCAAUGAAGGCGAUGAUACUACGCCGCCGCGGCGCCGGCGGCGGCUUGCGCAUCCCGAGGAAGGGCCGCGGCUUCAUGUGCGGCUGCGGCGGUUCCAAGGCCGUCUCCGUCUCCGACGGCUCCGACAAGCAGUCUCCUAUGGCCACGCCGCCCACCAACACAUCGACCGCCACCACCGCUACCACCACCAUGUCCACGGUCGCCACCACAGCGACGAGGAGGGCAGGGAACAGCAGGACGGCGUCGUUGAUAUCCACCGCGGCGGCGUCCUCCUCGUUCUCACACUCGUCAACGGACGAGGCCGACACCAGCGUGGGGAGCACCCCCAGCGUCGCCGCGCUCCUGCGGCAGCUCGCCGAGCUCGAGCGCACCGUCCGCUCCCUGCAGGGCGAAGCCGCCGACGACGGAAGGCGGCACAGGCGCACCACCAGCGAGGGUGGCGGCAGGAGGGUGGAGGAGAGCGUGGCGGUGGUGAAGGAGUCAGCCGACCCGCUCGCCGACUUCCGGCGGUCGAUGCUGCAGAUGAUCGUGGAGAAGGAGAUCGUGGGCGGCGCCGACCUGCGGGAGCUCCUCCACCGUUUCCUCUCCCUCAACUCGCCACACCACCACCACCUCAUCAUCCGGGCCUUCGCCGAGAUCUGGGAGGAGGUCUUCUCCGGCUACGAGCGCACCCCGGACUUCCUCGUCUCCAACUCCCACGGCAGGAAAAGGCUCCCCGCAGCCAAUUCCCUCCACGGAACUGUGCGGUGCUAGCUUUGGUCUGGUGCUCCGUCGAUCCAAUACCAGCCGUCGAUUUUCUUUUCUGGCUGGGACAAAGGUUUUUAGUAGGGUUUGGUGAGUUCUUGGUGCAUUCCCUUUCUUCCACUUCACAUAUUUUUUUACCUUGUACAAACGUUUGAAACGGACGAGCCAGGAACAUUUUCAGGUCCCGGAUGUCCUCGAUUGAAAAGUUGAUUUGUUUUGCCCUCGAUUGGAAAGUUGAUUUGAUUUGCCAGAAA